AUGGCAACCCUUUGGCAUGGAAACAGUUGCCCUACCAACACGAUCCGUAACAUGCACAGCGAAUCGCUGGAUGCUGCUGCAAAAAACCAGCCGUCUUUUUCUCCAGGUGUAUGUAAAAAGCGCGAAAAAGAGGAACAAUCGGCGAGUUUAAGACCUGAAUUAAGCCCGGAUAAGAAUCCGGAAGGCAUUUUUGGGGGCAGAGCUUUCAAGAAGCGUGAAAAACAAAGGUUGUUGCAGAAAAGAGUGUGCAUACAGUACGCAUAUAAUACGCAUAUAAUACGCAUACAAUACGCAUAUACCAUGUCAAAUAAGCAGAAAAAACGGACAGAGAGCAUCCCAAAAAUGGUGUCAAUGACGCACAGAAAAUGGCCUCACGCACCAAUGCGGGUUUCACCGAAAAUAGAGUUUGAUAGUGCAGCAAAACACAUGCACGAUCGGAUGCUGUAUCUUUUUAUCAAUAUUGUGGGACGUAUUAUAUCUGUUUCUCUUAAGAAUGGUGUUCGUUAUAAAGGCAUUCUUGGAUCCGUUAAUACUGAAUCAGAUAUGGGUCUUGUUCUUAAGAUGGCUGUGCUUGUUGAUUCGGUGCAGCUGGACAGUUUAAAUCAAUCAAAUGUGCCUCAACAUCGUAUUAUUGAUGAAUUAAUUAUUCUUCCGCGUGAUCUUAUGCAAAUUCAAGUGGAACGUGUUAAUUUUAGUGAUACUGUUCAUCAAGAGCAGAGAUUUCAGACAGAUUCUGAAAUAAGCGGGAAAUUUGAAUUUAAGGAACGGGAAUUGCAUAAAUGGGUGCCUUCCAGCAAUGAUACAGCAGGAUUUGGGCCUUUGGAGGAUCCGACCCAGGUAUCGUCGAGUGCUGAGGUUUGGGAUCAGUUUGCAGCAAAUGAGAUGCUUUUUGGUGUUAAGUCUGAAUUUGAUGAAGAUUUUUAUACAACAAAAGUGGACAAAUCUCAUCCUUCGUACAAGAAAAGAGAAGCAGAAGCUACACGUAUUGCAAAGGAAAUACAUCAGUCUUCAACGAACAAUAUUCAUGUUGCUGAAGAGCGCGGGUUUAUACAGACGGAUAUUAGUGAAGAAGCAAUGUAUAGUGGUGUUUUUAGGCCUAGUUCAGAAAAUGAGUCUUCCGAAAAUGCAAAAGAGGCGAAUAUUGCUUCUAUUGCAUCAGGAAAUCAUACUUCUGUACAUUCUCAAACAAUCAAUGCUGAGACAGAUGCGCCAAAGCAAAGCCCCACUGUAGUGCAUAAACAUUCAACGGAUAAAGAAAAGAAAGAGCCGCAUGAUUCGACUGUUAUUUCUAAUGUUUCAAGGACACCGAAAAUUGAAACCGAGUUGAUGGGUACUUUUAAACAAUUUGUUUCUGGGGAAAGAGAACGGCUUCAAGCAAGAAAGCAGGCUUUGAUUAAAAAAGAAAAGGAUGUAAAAUUACAAGAGCUUUUAAAAUUUAGUCAGAACUUCAAAUUAAAUACACCUGUCCCUUCUGAUCUUAUGCCAAUACUUGCUAAAGAUAAAACAAAACAUGAUGAACCAUCAAAGUCAGUACGUAAGUCCCCAGGGUUGUCUAAAUCUGUGCCUAGUCAGUCCGUGGAAUCUACUCAACAUGUACAAAUGACAUCUAACAUAUCUCAACAAAACUCUGAUUCUUUGCAUCGUACUCAAAAUGCGGAAAAAAACCCUCAAAAAUUGAAUAUUAAGCUCAACGUAAAGGCAUCAAUUUUUAAACCGAAUUCCACAACUAAUUCUUAUACACAAUAUCCUCAAAAUCCUCAAAAGAUAGAGGCGCUUCCUUUGGAUACAUCUACAUUUCAAUUGCCACAACCAGUAAAGGCGACAGGCCCUCAAGACUUUUUUAACAAUAAGAAGCCUGAGUCUAUAGAGCGGGAAUCCAUUUUAGAAAAAUUUAAUCCUUUUAAAAGAUAUCGGCUAGAACAUCCUGAUAAUAAGCAUUCCUCGGAAAAGCCUUAUUCUUUUCUUCCAACGUGGCCAUGUGGUGAAAAGUCAUAUAAAGAAAUGCUUCAUACGUUAUUACAAUCUACAAAUCUUCUAAGACCUGGACAAAUAUUAUGUGAUUCUAAUGAAGAUUAUCGAAUUCCAUAUAUCGAUCCUAAUUCAUUAAAUUUUGUUACAGUACCGUAUGGUCCUAUGCCAUUUUAUGUACCCCAGCAGCAGGAUGCUGUUUAUGGUGGGCUUUAUAAUGCUUACAGGAAUUACACUUCGAACCAAAUGAUUCAACCGGCUUAUUCUACACCAGGGCAUCUCGUAAAAUUACUUUAUAUGACUCCACAUGUUAUGCAGAAUAUGGCAUAUCAUCCACAACACGGUAUAUAUAUGCCACCACAACUAAUGAAUCCGCAAAAUUAUAAUUCACAAACUGGCCAGGCUGCAUUUGGUUAUCCAGGUCCUCGGAAUGCACCUAUGAUGCUACAGUUUCAUCCAGGAGUCCAAGGGCAAGUUGGUUUGCAACAAGCAGUUAUGAUGGCUGUGCCAACAGGAAUAAAUAAAACAAUGCAGGGGAAUGUCUAUGGGUAUACUGGAUAG
Messenger RNA from Pneumocystis jirovecii RU7, 2529 nucleotides. RefSeq lists its product as uncharacterized. The coding region runs from base 1 to 2529 and encodes 842 amino acids. Gene Ontology annotation, molecular function: RNA binding. Lineage: Eukaryota; Fungi; Ascomycota; Pneumocystomycetes; Pneumocystales; Pneumocystaceae. The record is from RefSeq and is a predicted model, not a curated record. The transcript is spliced from 4 exons. Gene Ontology annotation, cellular component: cytoplasmic stress granule. Gene Ontology annotation, biological process: cytoplasmic stress granule assembly.